Molecule: messenger RNA, 4844 nt
Organism: Corvus hawaiiensis (hawaiian crow)
Lineage: Eukaryota; Metazoa; Chordata; Aves; Passeriformes; Corvidae
Gene: OPRD1
Product: opioid receptor delta 1
Exons: 3
Coding region: 135-1271 (378 amino acids)
Biological process (GO): neuropeptide signaling pathway; G protein-coupled opioid receptor signaling pathway
Cellular component (GO): membrane; neuron projection
Molecular function (GO): G protein-coupled enkephalin receptor activity; neuropeptide binding
Source: RefSeq, a predicted model, not a curated record
ACGCGGGUUUAUAAAGCGUUCCCGGCCCGCGCGGGUGCGGGAGGCGGCGGCGUCACCGGCCGGGAGCGGGGCUCGAACCCGCUGUGCUCGGAUGUGCCCGGCGGUUCCAGCGGGGCCACGGCCGCCCGCGGGCCAUGGAGCUGCCUACGGAUGUGACCAUGGAUGUGCCCGCGGAACUGCCAUCCGUGCUGCCCACGGCCACUGCCACCCCCUGGGGCAACGGCACCGCCUGGGUCCCCCUGCCCGAACACGGGGUCAACGGCACGGGCCCGCAGCGGGCCAAGAACGCUACAUCCAUCCUCAUCGCCAUCGUCAUCACUGCGCUCUACUCCGUGGUGUGCGUGGUGGGGCUGCUGGGCAACGUCCUGGUCAUGUACGGCAUCGUCAGGUACACCAAGAUGAAGACAGCCACCAACAUCUACAUCUUCAACCUGGCGCUGGCCGAUGCACUGGCCACCAGCACACUGCCCUUCCAGAGCGCCAAGUACCUCAUGGAGACCUGGCCCUUUGGGGAGCUGCUCUGCAAGGUUGUGCUCUCCAUUGACUACUACAACAUGUUCACCAGCAUCUUCACCCUCACCAUGAUGAGCGUGGACCGCUACAUCGCUGUGUGCCAUCCAGUCAAGGCCCUGGACUUCCGCACGCCAGCCAAAGCCAAGAUCAUCAAUGUCUGCAUCUGGGUGCUUUCCUCCCUCAUUGGGGUGCCCAUCAUGGUCAUGGCAGUCACCAAGUCAAAAGAUGGGAUGGUCCUGUGUACUCUCCAGUUUCCUGAUCCUCCCAUAUACUGGGACACCGUGACCAAGAUCUGUGUCUUCAUCUUUGCCUUCCUGGUCCCCAUUUUGGUCAUCACCAUCUGCUACGGGCUGAUGAUUCUUCGCCUGAAGAGCGUCCGGCUCCUCUCAGGCUCUAAGGAGAAGGACCGCAACCUACGGCGCAUCACGCGCAUGGUGCUGGUGGUGGUGGCAGCCUUCAUCAUCUGCUGGACACCCAUCCACAUCUUUGUCAUCAUCUGGACGCUGGUGGACAUAGACAAGAAGAACCCCUACGUGGUGGCCAGCCUGCACUUCUGCAUCGCCCUGGGCUACACCAACAGCAGCCUCAACCCUGUCCUCUAUGCUUUCCUGGAUGAAAACUUCAAAAGGUGCUUCCGAGAGUUCUGCCUGCCUUUCCGAGCCCGUGUGGACCAGAACAGCUUCUCCCGUGCCAGGAACACCACGCGGGAGCAUGUCUCCACCUGCACCCCUUCUGAAGCCCGCAACAAGCCAGCAUGACUAGAAGUGGGCAGCCCCCAGUGGGGCUGCCGGGGACACGGAGGAGACGAGCUGCGCUCAGAAGUCACCCAGGUCACCACCACAGAGUUCUAGCAGAAUGGUGGCCUGGCCGCUGCUCGGUAACACUGCUGGGUUUGCAUACAGACUGACUGCAAAAACUUUUUUCGUCCUGGGAGAGUGGGAGAAUUGGGACUCACCAAAUGAUGCAGGGAGAGGACCAGAAAAAGAGGCAACUUGGGCAAAGAUGCUCCACUGCUGCUACCACCUCAACCAACAAAACCCAGCAAGGGCUGUCACCCUCCGACACGUGGCUCUUGGCAGAGCCCAGGGCACCAGGACUGCAAUGUCCACAUGCUUCUCCUCCUGAAUGGGCCAGGAUGACACCACAGCCCAUGGCGAGAGUGGAAACACUCCCAUGGCAGAAGGGAACUGUGCCAGGAAGUGAUCACUGGAUCACAGAAUCAUUCCGGUUGGAAAAGCCCUUCGAGAUAGAUCAUCAAGUUCAACCGCUCUCCCACAACUACCAAGGCCACCACUAGCCCACGUCCCCGAGUGCCACAUGCACACAGUGAUGGUUAAAUCCCUCCAGUGAUGGUUACUCCACCACUGCCCUGGACAGCUGUGCCAGGGCUGGACAACCCUUUCAGUGAAGAAAUGUUCCCUAAUAUCCAACCUAAUCCUCCCCUGGAAUGACUUGAGGCCAUUUCCUCUACCGCAUCAUGGGACCUUAUUCCAUCCCACUCUGAGCUGUGUCCAAAAGAUGACCAGAGAUGGGAAGAGAAACUUAUGCCACUUCAGAGAUACUGUUUUCAAAAAGCUCCAGAUCCAUUGUAAAAAUUCUCCCGGAGUCCUUCAAACUGGGACUGCUCCCGGAGAAAACUGUCUACUGUUAAUGUCAUUACUGUGUUAUUUAGAGACCUCUGAGUGCAGCUAAGGCUGCCCUGGACAUGGAUGUGAUGAAUAUGGAUAUGGGCAGGGUAUGGAGCAGGCCACAUCUGAAGCUGACCCCAUAUCCGUGUGCCAAUACCAAAUUCCCUAUGCCCAGCAUCCAUCAGGGUGACAGGGAACUGAUGAAGUCAUUAAGCCCAAGAAGAACCUCAUUAAGGGAGUAAUUUGUAGGAACUGGAGUUGUUUCUUGCAGUGCUAAAGUAAUUAGAAUGGAAUAACAGGCUGCACCAAGGACUUUCCCUCCCCUGCCCACCAGGGGAAGGAUGAAGGACAGCACUGCCCAGCUUUCCAUAGCAGAGACAAAAAGGAUAGGAUGGGGUUGCGGGGGUUUUUUUAGAAGAUGACAAAGAUUUCACCUCCCUUUCACAAUUCCCCAAGCAGAGACAGAGGUUGUGCAGGCAACAAGGAAGCACCCACAAGAGGCAGAGAUUUGGGUAUUUCAACUCUCAUCUGGAUGGAACAGCGUCCCUCCAAAGGGAUGGCUGAACUCCAACUCCCAAUGCAUCCUGCAAGAAUCACUGUCCAGGGAGCUCUUGACCACAUUAUCUGCAGCUGAACAAUGACUGGGGGGUUCUCCCACUCCCUGAAUCUCCCCUCCAGCCCUGCACCACAUUAAUGAGCCACCACUUUUCCUUUCCCUCAUCUUCCCGCUGUCAUUCCCAGGCACUCAGACAGCCCAAGGAGAAGCAUGCUUGGAGGAAGCAGUAAUAGCAUUGAGAGAACAAAUUGAUACAGCUGGAGGAAGCAGACAAGUACCCAGAUGCACCUGGGGCUAACGGGCUGGAUGCAGAGCUUGGCUUGUGUCUGGUUUCUCCAGUUGUAUCAAUUUAAGCUAAUAAAAGCCAUUACCUCUCCUCACCAGCCCCACCUUUCUCCAGAACUGUGGAAAUUGCAGCCCUCCUCGUUAGAAAGACAGAGCCUGCAAGGCAGUCAAAACCAAUUUCUCUUUCAAAGGAAUCAAAUAGGGCGAAAUUGCCCAUUAGGGUCUCAAAUCAAUUGCGCCGAUGCACGUGAAUGAUCCUCCCCAUCUGCCUGCACCGUGUCAAUGUGCCACAAGCAAAAGCCUCUUGCUCAGUGCUGCAUCCCCCCGGACAUCUCCAGCUCAUGACUGGGGCUCUUCAGAAUCCCUUUGUAGGCAUGAAUGGAGUCCUGGACUACUGGCAUGGCCGUGCUUGGGCUCCUCACCCCAGCUGCUCAUGGAGCAUCAGAUAAGGGAAAGCACGAUCAGUUCCAGGGCAGGAACUGGGGGAAAUCCCUAGGGUUACAUAAAGCUGAGCUUCAGCUCUGUGAGAAGAGGGACUAAGGUAUCCAGAAGGAGUUGGAGACCAUCCUUCAGCUCUCCACCUCUACCCACCCUGGGGCAGAACCCUCAGCAGCAUGUGGUGGGUUUGGAGCUGGUUGAUGACAGAGACCUGGCCACAGUCACACAUUUCAGGGUGUCCCAGCAGGCUGGGUGCUCCUCCAGGGGUGGGAUGUCCCAUGCUGUGAAGCAGGACCUUUUGGAGUUCACUCCAAGCUCCAGCAUGAAGCUGAAUUCCAGCUUGAUGUCUCAAGCUGUGGAGUACCCCUAAAACAUGUGAUGACCCCAUAGCAGUGAUGUCUUCAAGCUGUCUUAGCCAGUGCCUCAGUGUCCCGUGAAAACCAACCCCAUGUUCAAGGCUGGGAAUGGAACAACGGAGAGCAGUGUUUCCCACAGCAGCACAGGGAGGAAUGGGGGACACAGGGGAAGUGAACCCCAGCAUCAGGGAUGGAGCAUCCUUGCCCUGGCAGAGUCCCAUCGAGGACGUGACAUUGGGGGGGGGGGCAAGAAUCCCCCCCCACCAUGAGUGCUGGGAGCUGCAGGUUGACUUGGGGCUUCAUGAGCAACUUGGUCACCCCACAAAGCUCAGCCCCUGCUUUUCCCGUCUCCACAGGGCCUUUGUUUUCAUCUGCUGAAUUCCCAGCCUGCUGGAAAGCGUGACUGCCAUGGCCUUAAAGUGGGUUAGAAGGCUUCAAGUCAUUAGUUUUUAAAAUGCCACCAUGCUUGGGCAGAGCUUGGAGCCCAGGGCACAGCAAAGAGUGUAGCUUUCCUGAGCUUCAGGUUUGCUGACUUAAAGAAAGAUAGAAUAUUGCUGGGAAAAAUAGGUGGCAAGCAGCAUGCCAGAGCAUAUGGGGUGACAUGGACCUUGAUCAUCCCACUCCAACAGCAUCCCAGCAGGGAUCUGGGGGAUGAUCCAGCUUCUUUCCACCUAAAAACCAGCUCCUCCAGCCCCUCAUCUGGGCUGGGAAACUGGGGACAAAUCCUAGUCCAGGGAAACAGCACUGGGAGAUGCUGCCUGCCCAGACUGAGCCAUGCUGUAGGCAGGAUGCUCAGAGGGAACUCUCUGUGUACUUUUAUAAAUAUAUAUGUAUGUCUGUCUAUAGCUGUAUGAAAUUAAGGUGACCCCAAGGCCUCCCAUCAUGCCUCCCACUAUAGCAGCUGCUCCAUGCGUGAUGGAGCUGAAUAUGCCGGAUCCACAGCACCUCACAAAGUACUUCAGCCACUAUUUCCAGCUCCAGCCCUCGGGAUUUUGGCCUUAGAAUGGCAUUUCUGUACAGGAACCCUGCUUUCUAAAACUUAAAAUAAUAAAGUAAAAUAAAGUUGGA